Molecule: messenger RNA, 801 nt
Organism: Clonostachys rhizophaga
Lineage: Eukaryota; Fungi; Ascomycota; Sordariomycetes; Hypocreales; Bionectriaceae
Source: the annotation of a GenBank genome assembly
AUGAGCUACCCAACUGCCCACAACACGCAAGUCCAGAACCCUCGUCUGAGGCUUCUGAAUAAGCUCAGAUCAGGGGAGUACCCCCUGAUGACCUUUAUGGCCAUCCCGUCAGUGCGCCAGGCUCAAAUUGUCGCCCUGACUGGCCUUGACGGCAUCAUUAUCGAUGCCGAGCACGGUCACAUUGGCGACGACUCCAUGCACAACUCGGUCGCCGCCAUCUCAUCCCUGGGUGUCUCGCCCAUCAUCCGUAUCCGCGGACCUGCCCACGAUAUCAUCAAGCGCGCCCUUGAUACCGGUGCCCACGGCAUCAUGGUCCCACAAAUCAACAAUGCUCAAGAAGCCGCCCAGAUUGUGGCUUCCUCCAAGUUCCCCCCACAGGGUGUGCGUGGACAGGGCUCAGCCUUCCCAGCUAUCGGGCACGGCCUUACCACGCCCGAGUACAUGAAGUCGGCAAACGAGACCAUCCUCACCAUGAUCCAGAUCGAGACCCGCGAGGGCGUCGAGAACGUGGACGCUAUUGCGGCCACUCCCGGCGUAGAUUUAGUCUUCAUCGGACCCAAUGAUCUGGCUCAGUCGCUCCUGGGAUACACGCCCGCACGGGGAGACGAGCCUGAAUUCGUCGCUGCAGUUGAUAAGAUCAUCGCUGCGGCGAGGAAGCAUGGCAAGUGGGCUGGGCGUAUGGUGAACAACGGCACAGUGGCCAAGGAGGAGCGCCCAAGAUACGACACCGUGGCCAUCACCGGAGACACUAAGGCCAUUCAGAACUGGUACAUAUCCGAGUUUGAGAUUGCGAGGUCAUAG